Anolis carolinensis (green anole) is the source of this 2483-nucleotide messenger RNA. RefSeq names its product CD244 molecule (gene cd244). NCBI's taxonomy places the organism in Eukaryota, Metazoa, Chordata, Lepidosauria, Squamata, Anolidae. The transcript has 8 exons. Bases 191 to 1723 code for a protein of 510 amino acids. The record is from RefSeq and is a predicted model, not a curated record.
UAAACAAGUCAUGAUGGAAUGGAACAGUUGUGUUAAUUUUGGCCGGCCAGGCAGUAACGCACAGUGAACGGUGCAUGCUGGCGAGUGGAGCUUCCAGGCAUCUCCCACACACAAUAUUACCGUCUGGUGUUUCAAUCUGGGUUGGCAUUGGCACGGGGCGUUCUUACGCCUUCCCUUAGUCCAGCCUCCGAUGUUGCGUGAGAGCCUCUUCAAUGGCUUUUGGAAAUACAACCCACAUGGGUUAUUUUCUCAAGGCAGCUGCAAAGUUCUCCGUUUCCCUGAAACACCGGUCUAUCAGGUUGCAUCAAAGGAAGGGAGAAAUUCCGAGCCGAAAAUGCCAGCGAGAAGAGCCAGCAGGACGAUGAAGCAUCUCCUUUUUUGGGGAUCCCUGGCCUGCCUUUUCCUCGGCGUUGGAAGUAAUCCAGAAAAACCACCUUCCCAUUGGAUGAGCGCGAUCCAGGGUGGAUCCGUCUCCUUUCGGCUCAGCAUUCCAUCCGAAAAAGUCAUAGUGGGGAUUGAAUGGAAUUUUAAAGUCAAGGAUGGCUCCAUCCUCCUGAUUGGAGAGUCCAGCAAUGGGAAAUGGAAACGGCCCAAUCCGGAGGACCAGUUUGGGGACCGCCUGGAACUGGUCAAUCAGACCAUGCUGAGGGUCCAUGACCUGAAGACGGAAGACGGAGGCAUCUAUACGGCUCAUGUCAGGUUUGACACGGAUGAGAUCCCAGAGUACAACUUCCCCCUUGCUGUCUAUGGUGCUCCACAGCACACACAAAAGAAGUUAGACACCAACAAGAACUUUCAUAAGGCUGGAGUCAUAGGGGGAUCUGUGUAUUUUGACAUAGAUUUAAGACAAGAUUGGGAAAAGGAUCGGAUUGAACUGAAAUGGCAAGGCAAAACCGGAAGUCCUCUCCUGAUUGCCGAAUCCCGACGUAAUGAUUCAAAUGCCAAAAACAGGUUUAGGUCACGGCUGGAAUGGAACGAGACCAUGUUGAGGAUCCGAAACCUGAUGUUGGAGGACACCGGAAAUUUCACGGUCCAUGUCAAGCAUGAAACGGGUGACGUCAGUGACAAAACAUUCAGGCUAGUUGUCUAUGGGGAAGCUCCAGCCCCACGGAUCCUUCCCAGUAAUUUGUCUAUAUCUCCGAAAGGGUGUAACGUGACCUUGCAAUGUCAAGUAACUGGAACUAAGGGAGUUAACAUCUCCUGGGAAGGAAGACCAUAUUGGGGGCUCAGUCAGCAAUCCAACAAUGGCACAUAUCUCCACUUGUUCCUCUGGGGCAACUAUUCGGACUCCACCAUCAACUGCAGCUCCAGCAAUCCUGCAGAUAAAAAGGUUGCGUCCAUCAAAUUGUUCAACAUCUGCUCAAAUGCAAGCCAAACAUGGAGAUACCACCUUUUAGUCCUUCUGUUAAUCCCUAUUGUGGCUGCAGCAGGUUUGGGCAGUUGGAUGUGGAAGAAGAAAAGCAGGAAAAAGUCAGCAAUUACAGCUUUUAACUUCAAAAAGAACAAGGAGAUCAACACUCCAGAGACACUCUAUGAAAACAUCGGGCAGAAGAGACUUCAUACAGGUGAUCAGACCCAGGCCAAGGACAGGAGCCCUCCAGAGGUUAUCUAUGAAAAUAUUGGCGAAAUAUCGGCAGGCGAACAAUACCAGCAUCAGCCAUUUGCCGGCACCAUGGUCAACGUACCCCCUCCGCUUUAUAACCAAGUUGUCCUUCCUCGAUGAAUAUUCAGAUUGUGAACAGAAAGCUUCCUCAGCAGAGCCAAACUCAACUUGAGGAACAUGGUUAUGUUCAAAGAGGUUCUUGAGGACCAACUUCCUCCAAGAAGAGAGGACCUUCUCUCCAUUCCAUCACCAAUAAUAAUAAUAAUUUAAAAAAAUGAGCACGCAAAGAUACUGUGGGACUUCCGAAUCCAGAUGGACAAAGUUCUGGAACACAACACACCAGACAUCACAGUUGUGGAAAAGAAAAAGGUUUGGAUCAUUGAUGUCGCCAUCCCAGGUGACAGUCGCAUUGACGAAAAACAACAGGAAAAACUCAGCCGCUAUUAGGACCUCAAGAUUGAACUUCAAAGACUCUGGCAGAAACCAGUGCAGGUGGUCCCAGUGGUGAUCGGCACAUUGGGUGCCGUGCCAAAAGAUCUCAGCCGGCAUUUGGAAACAAUAGACAUUGACAAAAUUACGAUCUGCCAACUGCAAAAGGCCACCCUGCUGGGAUCUGCGCGCAUCAUCCGGAAAUACAUCACACAGUCCUAGACACUUGGGAAGUGUUCGACUUGUGGUUUUGUGAUAUGAAAUCCAGCAUAUCUAUCUUGUUUGCUGUGUCAUAAUAAUAAUAAUAAUAAUAAUAAUAAUAAUAAUAAUAAUAAUACAUAUUCCUAAAUGCUUGGGAAGUGUUCGACUUGUGAUUUUGUGAUACGAAAUCCAGCAUAUCUAUCUUGUUUGCUGUGUCAUACAAUAAUAAUAAUAUUAUACUUUAUUUAUA